Morone saxatilis (striped sea-bass) is the source of this 1482-nucleotide messenger RNA. Its product is annotated as E3 ubiquitin-protein ligase RNF26-like. Gene Ontology annotation, molecular function: ubiquitin protein ligase activity. Lineage: Eukaryota; Metazoa; Chordata; Actinopteri; Moronidae. The transcript has 2 exons. Gene Ontology annotation, biological process: ubiquitin-dependent protein catabolic process; protein ubiquitination. Bases 85 to 1338 code for a protein of 417 amino acids. The record is from RefSeq and is a predicted model, not a curated record.
AGAAGAAGCAGCAGCAGCAGAAUAAUGAGCAGCAGAAGAAGACAAUAUGAAUGAAGAUAACAGUUGUUUUCUUUAACGCCGACUAUGGAUGAAGUGAACUUUGUCUCUCUUGCUGUUGGAAGAUGUGUGGACGCCUGCUGCCUGCUGCUCGACCUGCUCGUCAGGACGUUCAGCUGGCUGUGUCGCUUCCUGUCCGGCGUGGGCGCUUCCCUCCACAACGCGCUGGUCGUCCUGAGCGGCUCCUCUCUGGUCGAAUACUGGAACUUUGCUCUGUUCUCCUUCCUCACCGCCACUGAGGCCGUCUCCAGCGCCGCCUGCGGAGCGCUGCACGUUGUGGAGGGCUGGCUGCAGACGCUGGGAGGAGUGUUUGAGAGUUUCAAGAUGGUGGGACACCUCACCUGUCACGUGGCGUGGCGAGUCAAGGACGUGCUUCACCGUGGGUUUAUUUCAGGGAGCUGCAUCCUGCGACAGACGUGCGAAGGCCUCUGCAUCGCGCUCAGCCUCGUUCUCUACUUUGUCAACACGGUGGUCAACAUCGUCCUCAUCGGCACGCAGAACUGUCUGUCUGUGUUGGCGGGCGUCUGGGAGGUGGUGGCGGACCCCGUGCACAAAGUGUUGGAGCUGGCUCUGACUGCGCUGACCUUCCUGUACAGCUGUCUGGUCGGCGCCUCCGUGCUGCUGUGGGCGCCCUGCCAGCUGCUUCUCGACUUCCUGGGAGCGUUGGGCCGCGUCUUCAUCACCGUCUUCAUGGUGGACUCGCACGGCCUGCUCAUCACGGCGGCCAUCAUCUCAGUGGCUUUGCUGUUACUGAACCCCAGGCUUCCUGUCCUCGCCGGACGCCUCGGCCUCCGUUUGGUCAAUGCUCUCCAGGGAGCGUGGACGAUACUGGAACAAGCUGUGGCCGAUCGGGCGGCACACACCAGGACGGCGCACAGUACAACGAGGCUCCCGCACACAGACCCUUCAGUCGCUGAGACCGACCUGCCGUCAGCGAAUGAACCGACCCAGCCAGACACUCCGCAGCUCCAGGAUCAGCUGGACGACGAGUCAGCGAGCGGCAGCAGCAGGAGUGGUGCGUCGCGGCUGAACUCUACUCCGGUGGACGGCGACAGCUCUUCGACUGACAGCGAGCUGCUGAGCCUGCUGAAGGAGCAGGAGGAGAGGAAGAAGUGUGUCAUCUGUCAGGACUUGAGCAAGACUGUGCUGCUGCUGCCCUGCCGUCACCUCUGCCUCUGCCGGCACUGCACCGACAUCCUGACCCAGCGCCGACACGUCCAGCAGCGCUGCUGUCCGCUCUGCCGGCAGCCCAUCACACAGACCAUGGACGUCUUCCUCUGACGGCCGGUGGACCAGAGAUACAAGCUGCAAACUGAAGCACAUGAAAACAGAAAAUCUUAACAGACUCUCUGCGAUAUAGUUGUUUUUUCUGUAAAAUAAUUAAUAGUAGGUCAGAGUGUCAAACUCAUCGACAUAUAAAAGAUG